AUGGCGGAACAAGCUGACGCAGCAAUGCACAGUGAGAAAAUUUCGCCUGCGACGGGCAAGCCGCUGAAGAAACACGAAAAGUCUGGACUAAAAUUUCUGAGGGAAGAGCAAGAAGAUCAGUUUUGGGAAGAGGUCACAUACUGGAAUGAGGAGCAGUUUUCAGACCCCAAAUGGAAGCAGGUGUUGCGUCGGAUAGAUCAGUUGACGCAGGAGCAUAACCUCGUUGAGUUUGGAUGGCCUUCACCUUCGCCUCCACCGCCUGGACGUUCUGACCCCAUACCUGGAGGCUGUCAACCAUCUCUCCGCAGUUUCUCGUCUAUCACCGCGCCAAGGGAUACUCACCCACUACGUAUUGACAUACCCGGAAGCCGUCAACCACCUCUCCGUAGUUUCUCGUCUGUCACCGCGCCAAAGGAUAAUCAUCCCUUCCGUGUCGACAUACCCGGAAGCCAGCGACUUUCUCUCCGUAGCUUUUCGUCUUUCACCGCGCCAACGGGUGCUCACCCACUGCGUCCCGCGCAUCUCCCACGCAUCGAUACUGGGUCACCAACUACACCGCGACCACGUUGGGAUGUGGUAGUGCCAGGUCCCGUCACUCCGCUAUCCGCCACUGCAGGUCCUAGCCGGAAUGCCUUCGCAGAAGGCGGCUUCUGGGCCUCUCUCACACCCAAGACAUCAUCGGUGACGAGUGAGUCUAUACCCGUAACGCCCAUAACUGCCAUGCCCAUCCGACGUACCCCCUCUCUUCUCGUUGAUCCCGAAUCGCGAGCCGCCUACGACUCUGUCAAUCAAGACGUAACCGCCAUGGCCUUCCGACUCUGCGCCAACCGUUCCGCCAUCCGCACCUCCUCCACCAUCAAAAAUAAAAGCGUGCACCCGUCACUUGUCAAACCACGGGACUUGCGUCUUGCCGCAGAGACCAUCUUGUCUACUCUCCAGUACCUGCUGCCUGAUUCGAGUUCUACACCAGUCGUCGAGAAACUGCAUUGCUUUGCAGAGGAACAGACAGAAAUACUGCUCGAGCACAACAUAGGGACCAUGGAGCAACUGCGAGAUCUAGAUUAUUGGAUGUGGUUCGAAGACGAUAUCGAUAUCGUGUCUACAAUUCUAGAUGGACAGCGUGAUGCACUACGUAUGAAUCGACGUCGACGGAAAGAGAGGGAGGUGGCCCUUGAUGAGCAGGCUGUCCGACUAGCAUGGGCUGUCAAAAUACUGAAUGACAAAGAGAACCUCAAGGACGAAGACAGUGACGAAGACGAGGGCUAUGAAUACGGUAACAUCAUGAGAAGCUUGAAAAACGAGACGACGUCUGCUAAAGAAGACCGAGACAACAACACACGAACUAGGACCGCUCAACGCUCAGCCAGCAGUCCCAUCAAACCCACCCCCGGCACCUUCCCUCUCAGCCUACGCUCCCGACAAGCCACUUUCUCCAACUAUUCACGUCCCAUGCUUCGCCAUCCAAAGUCAUCCUCAGGCUCGCUUUCACGCAGUCACGCGAUCAAGUCCCGUCCAGACCACCUCAGCAUCAACACCACUAGCACUCUGGCAACCCAAAUCGAACAGGACGUAGUUUCUCCUCGAGACCGGUUUGUUCGCCACACGGCUCCCAGCAUCGAGGAUCUAUCUUCCUGGGCCAACGAAAUCAAGCUCAUGGAGCGGAAGCGCACAGAAAUGAAGUUGGCGGGAAAGUGGAACGCAGCUGACGAUGCAUUUCGUCGACAAAAUAAGCGGUUUGGAGGUAGUUUUGGCGAAUCUGCCGCCGUUGGCGGGAUUUCGCAUCCUGCAUUCCGCUUCUGGCACUUUAAUCACCAUGACGACGAAGCUGAAAACGAAGAUUACGACGCCAACAACAGCAGCAGUACCGACAGCUGGGUCUGCACAACCGCCAAAGCAAUCGAACGAGAUGCCCGCGCCCUCAAAGACUGGAAAAUGGAACAAAACAAGGGCGGUAACGAUGAAGAUGAAGCACUAAAAACCCUCCCUACCACGCCCACCCUACCAAACGAAUAUCGCCUCCUUUUCCCCCCCCUCACAUUCUCCCCCUCCCCCUCUCCUCCCCCAGAAUCCUCCCGGGAAUCCUCACCCACACCCCACCCCCGCUUUCCCCGCCCCUACAACCGCCACGCAGCUACCUCGCACGAACGCCGUUUCCCCUUCACCUCGAAAUCAAAAACAAAAUUGAAAUCACCAUUGUCGGCAUCCAAGUUGACCACCGUCACAUCACCCAAGAGUGACCUCUUUGCCUCGCCCCAACCGAUGAGUAAUCCUAGUACGCCUAGGACGAUAAAUGCUUGGGAGGAGGAGUUGACGCGGUUGGCCGACAUGGAGCGGUUGAGGCAGUUGGGGAGUUUCGGGUAG
This is a messenger RNA of Pyrenophora tritici-repentis Pt-1C-BFP, 2361 nucleotides long. Its product is annotated as Atrophin-1 multi-domain protein. The record is from RefSeq and is a predicted model, not a curated record. Lineage: Eukaryota; Fungi; Ascomycota; Dothideomycetes; Pleosporales; Pleosporaceae.